Hypoxylon fragiforme is the source of this 1134-nucleotide messenger RNA. RefSeq names its product TauD-domain-containing protein. The record is from RefSeq and is a predicted model, not a curated record. The transcript has 3 exons. Gene Ontology annotation, molecular function: 2-oxoglutarate-dependent dioxygenase activity. Lineage: Eukaryota; Fungi; Ascomycota; Sordariomycetes; Xylariales; Hypoxylaceae. Bases 1 to 1134 code for a protein of 377 amino acids. Gene Ontology annotation, cellular component: cytoplasm.
AUGGCCCCCUCUGCUACUAUUACUGAGACUGAGACUGCCGCUCCGCCGAAGGUUCUUCAAAUCCCUCGGCUGUUCGGCGCAUACAAGGAAUUGGCUACAGCCAAUUACGAUAAGGAAGCCGAACAAGGCAAGACGGGACUCAAGGCGGCCAAGUAUGAGAACUACUUGCCAACAUGGAACCCGGAUCAGAAGUACGCGCCCCUGAAGCCCUUUGAGCACUACGAGCACGGUAAAGAUGCCGAUACUUCGUUUCCUGAACUUCUUCCGGAAGGCUCUGAAGCCACCGAUCUCACCCCGACCAUCGGGUCAGAGGUUCGAGGUGUGCAGCUGAGCACCCUUAGCGAUGCCGGCAAAGAUCAGCUUGCUCGCUACGUAGCAGAAAGAAAGGUUGUCGCAUUCCGGGGCCAAGACUUCGCCGAUCUGUCUAUCGCCGAAGCUCUUGAAUUUGGCGGUUAUUUCGGUCGUCACCACAUCCAUCCCACUUCUGGCUCUCCAGAAGGCUAUCCAGAGAUCCACCUUGUCCACCGUGGAGAGGGAGACAAAGGUGCUGAGGACUUCUUCCAGACCAGAACCAGCUCCGUUGCGUGGCACUCGGACGUUUCGUACGAGCAGCAGCCCCCAGGAACCACAUUCCUCUAUAUCCUCGACAAACCUGAAACUGGUGGCGAUACAUUGUUUGUGAACGCCGUCGAAGCAUACAACCGCCUGAGCCCACUGUUCCAAGAGCGCUUACACGGUUUGGAGGCUACUCAUUCCGGAAUUGAGCAGGCUAAUGCAUCGGACGCAAGAGGUGGCAUUAGAAGGCGAGAGCCCGUUGUGCAUGCCCACCCUAUUGUGCGUACGCACCCUGCGACCGGAGAAAAGUCACUAUACGUGAACCCUCAAUUCACCCGUGAUAUCGUCGGCCUCAAGAAGGAGGAAUCUGAUGCCAUCCUUAAGUUCCUCUACGAUCACCUGGCGUAUGGUGCCGACUUCCAGGCUCGUGUCAAGUGGGAGGAGGGGACUGUGGUGGUAUGGGAUAACCGAGUCACCCAACACUCAGCACUGUUGGAUUGGAAGACCGGGCAGCGUAGACAUCUAGCUAGAAUCACUCCACAGGCUGAACGACCAUACCAGACGCCGUUCUCCUCGUAA